UGUUCUGUGGCGGUAUCGCAAUCCACAGAAUCGAUAAUAAUAUUAUUAUUACCACAGAUUAUAUAUUUUAUAUAAUCUGUGUUAUUACAUCCAUUAUACUUUCGUAAGAUUCCACCGCGUCGUCGUAUCACAGAAUACGCACAAUAACGCUUAUCAAUAUCGACCGAUUUUAUACAUUUUGUUUUAUCAAUUAUUAUUGUUGGCGGAACGCUUAUUAUUAUUAAUUAAUAUUACUACCUAUUUAAUAUUAUUUUCUAAUUGUUGUGCUAGUGAUUUUAACAUUUAAAUCAAUUUUCUAUUACAACAUUUACGUUUACGCGGCGUAGAGAAAUAUAUAAUUUUUAAUGCACAUCAAUUAAUCGUUUUUUAAUGUCAAUCGUUCGUUUGCCGGCGGUGGCGGCCAGAUGACGGCUUUAUCGUUGAAUAUUUGAUUUGUUGUUAAAGACGACGGUCCGACAGCGCUAGACAAAUAUCGACAUAAUUAUUGUAAUGGUGUCGAUGGCGCCAACGGUGUUUACGAACCGCCGGGGAUAAAAACAAUCGGGAUUUAGGUACCUGGACGAGAGUAGAAUUCUUUUGGCACACCACUGCCUGUUCACAUUGUACGCUCUAGUGCCCUACGCAAACACGUCCAUGAAGGCGAUAUUCAAAGAUUUAUAAAUGACAUGCAGUUACAAAAAAAUACAAGAUAAUCAAUGGAUUUCAUUAGGCGGACAUCAUUAUUGUUCGUAUUAUCGUUAUUACUCGUCAAGCAAUCAACACAAAUCAAUAAUCCUCCUAGUGGAUAUUGUGCUCAGUAUAAUGGGAAGAUAUGUAGAAAAUAUUUAAAUGCUUCAAUUCUUAUAUGGUUUAACAACACUUUGACAAAUGAAGGAAGUGAACAAAAUGAAAUAAUCACUACCGGCCUAUGGGAAGAAAUGUUGCCUAGCUUUUCAAAAACAUGUAGACCAGCAGCAGAAAAACUUCUAUGUUUAUAUGCAUUUCCUCAUUGUAAUCAAGAUACGUCUUAUUUUCCACUUUGUUAUGAAGAUUGUAUUGCAGUACGAGAAUUAUUUUGUUAUAAAGAAUGGGCAUUGAUUGAGGCAAAUAAACAAAGAGGAAUUUUUUAUAAAUCUAAAGGACAUUUUUCUUUACCACUUUGUGAGAACCUACCACAUAACUCACAGAAUGGUAAACCUGUAUGUUCACAUGCCAUGCUCACAGAGCUAAAACAAGAUGAAAUAACAAUUGAUUGCAUUCGUGGCAAUGGUCGUUUCUAUCAAGGAUAUAUGAAUGUAACUAAAUCGGGUUUGGCAUGCCAAAGAUGGGAUUCAAAAGUUCCGCAUGAAUUUGUAAGACCACCAAAUGUAUUUCCUGAAGUUCAGAAUUCUGAAAAUUAUUGCCGAAAUGCUGGAGGUGAAGUAUCUUCUCCGUGGUGUUAUACUAUGGAUCCUGAUGUGAGAUGGCAAAAAUGUGAUGUACCCCUUUGUGAUAAAAAUGAAACUGAAAUAGUGGAAACAAAACUUGAUAUCAUUAAUAAUGACACAGCUAUAAAUAUCAUUACAAUGAUCUUAAACCAUAUUGAAACGUUUAUUGAUCAAACAUCAACAACACAUCUGCACAUAUUUCUUGUUAUUGUUGGAGUUCUGAUACUUUUAGUAUCAGUUUUAAUAUUAGUGUUGUGCAACAAGUUGUUGUCCAAUAAAACUUCAUAUAGAUCUACACAAACUCGAGAAGUUGAUAUAGAUUUAGAUAAAUUACCAAGUAAUUCUGCAUAUCAUCAAUAUGGAAUGUGUUCAAAUCCAAAAUUAGAAAAACUUGAAUUUCCCAGAAACAAUAUAAUAUAUGUAAAAGACUUGGGCCAAGGAGCAUUUGGGCGUGUAUUCCAGGCCAAAGCACCUGGUCUGCUGAAAGACGAAGAAUUUACAUUGGUUGCUGUAAAAAUGUUAAAGGAUGAAGCUUCAAACGAUUUACAAGUUGAUUUUGAACGAGAAGCUUGCCUAUUGUCAGAAUUUGAUCAUCCUAACAUUGUUAAGUUAUUGGGAGUUUGUGCUUUAGGUAAACCAAUGUGUUUACUUUUUGAAUACAUGGGCCGUGGGGACUUAAAUGAAUUUCUUCGUUCAUGUGCACCUAGCAAUUACAUUGUACAUUCAGCUGAAGCUAGGGGUGAUGUUUUUCGUGAUUUAAAUCUUACAAACUUGGAUAUGCUGAAAAUAGCUCAACAGAUUGCUUCUGGUAUGGUUUACCUAUCCGACAGAAAAUUUGUACACAGAGAUUUAGCGACCAGAAAUUGUUUGAUCGAUGAUACAAUGACAGUAAAAAUAGCAGAUUUUGGGCUUUCGCAGAAAAUGUAUUUACAAGACUAUUACAAAGGUGAUGAACAUGAUGCCAUACCUGUUCGAUGGAUGCCUUUAGAGAGCAUUCUUUACAAUAAAUAUACAGUUGAAUCAGAUGUCUGGGCAUUUGGUGUGUGUCUUUGGGAAAUUUUUUCUUUUGCUCUUCAACCGUAUUAUGGCAUGACACAUGAAGAAGUCGUUAAAUUCAUCAAAGAUGGCAACGUUAUGAAUUGUCCUGAAAAUACUCCAAAAUUAGCAUAUGAGCUUAUGAAACAAUGCUGGAGUCGAAAACCUGAUUCACGACCUACUUUCCGUACAAUUUAUCAAACUUUAGAAAAUGUUCGACAAGAAGUUGUUUGCCGUAUGAAUGGUGGUCUGCCUACACAUGCUCAUUUGUGAUUUAUUGAAAUUUUUAUACAAUAAUAUGUGGAAAACUAUUAAGCUAUGUUGUAUUUUAUAUCAUUGUCUUAUUGUGUAACAAUCUACAUCUUGUAUACAUAUUAUAUUAAACAACCAACAUGUUUAAUUUACUUCCUCAAUGACAAUAAUUUUGUUUAUAUCAUUGAUAAAAUCAUUUUUUAAGACUGUUUUAGUAGAAUAGUAAUUUAUUUUUUGCUAAUUUAUUUCCCUUAAGCACUUGAUUUUAUUUUCUCAAUGGAAACUUUUACACAAACAAUAUUAUUUGAGGUUUAAUUUUAAUUUUUUUACUUACCAUAUAAUAUAUUAAUAUUAUAUUUUCUUAAAUAUUUUUUAAUACUUAACAAUAUUAUUGUAAAUUAUUUUUAAUUCAGGAAGUAAAGUUUGCCAAAAAUAAUGUUUGAUAGUUGGCAAUAAUCUGAUUUUUACUUUUAACUCUUGAUAAUCUGUACAAUUUAAAAUAUUUUUGUUUUAGUAAAUAUCUCUACUCUGUAGGC
Molecule: messenger RNA, 3229 nt
Organism: Acyrthosiphon pisum (pea aphid)
Lineage: Eukaryota; Metazoa; Arthropoda; Insecta; Hemiptera; Aphididae
Gene: Nrk
Product: Neurospecific receptor kinase
Exons: 7
Coding region: 696-2714 (672 amino acids)
Biological process (GO): multicellular organism development; positive regulation of kinase activity; protein phosphorylation
Cellular component (GO): plasma membrane; signaling receptor complex
Molecular function (GO): Wnt-protein binding; ATP binding; transmembrane receptor protein tyrosine kinase activity
Source: RefSeq, a predicted model, not a curated record